This is a messenger RNA of Verticillium dahliae VdLs.17, 1623 nucleotides long. Its product is annotated as carboxypeptidase. The transcript has 2 exons. Gene Ontology annotation, biological process: proteolysis. The record is from RefSeq and is a predicted model, not a curated record. NCBI's taxonomy places the organism in Eukaryota, Fungi, Ascomycota, Sordariomycetes, Glomerellales, Plectosphaerellaceae. The coding region runs from base 1 to 1623 and encodes 540 amino acids. Gene Ontology annotation, molecular function: metallocarboxypeptidase activity; zinc ion binding.
AUGUCCCAUUUUGGCCUUCGGGCCCUACUAUUCUGCCUCGAGGGCGCUUCAGCUGAGUACCAGCUUGGCUGGAACCAUGCGCCCGUCCAGAAGGACAAUGACGCCGUUUCGAAAAACUUUGAGGACGUCGACGUGGAGCUCCUCUCGCCAGCCUUCCUCGACCCUGAGACCAUCCCUGACGGCUUCGCCAAUGGGACAGCAGGACCGACAAGUGAUGCCACGCUUGACUUCUUCAUUCGCAACCUCACUCUGCACAAUUCCUGGAUGAACUACCAAGUUGUCCCGUUCCUGUCAGAAGAAGGCCGUACCUUUCCCCACGUCUUCCUGUCCACGUCGAAGGAUGCGUCGGCCGCCAACUCAUCGGACAAAUUACGCGUGUACAUCCAGGGCGCCAUCCACGGCAAUGAGCCUGCCGGUGACCAAGGCAUCCUUGCGCUUCUCGGCAAGCUGGAUGCGAACCAGACGUGGGCCUCACAUCUGUUGGAGCGUCUCGACAUUCUCGUGCUGCCACGAUACAACCCCGAUGGCGUCGCGUACUUCCAGCGCGAGCUGGCCACCAAUAUUGACCCCAAUCGAGAACACACCAAGCUUGUGCGGCAGCAGUCGCGCGACAUCAAGAGAUUCGUCUCCAGAUUCAAUGCUCAUGUCGUGAUUGAUAUGCACGAGUACACUGCAUCCAACGUUUUCGGCGGAGUCUACCGACACAGUUCAGACGUCCUCAUCGGUUCGGGUCGCAACUUGAACACACAUGCCGCUAUUCGCAAUCUGACCGAAGAUCUGUUCUCCGCGGGCGCUGCCGAGCGACUGGAGGCUGCGGGAUUCCGGGUCAACCCGUAUGUCACAGGUCCCGUAAACGAGACAGUCGGAUCGCCCAUCGUCUUCGAGGAGGCCGUCACCAGUCCCACCAGCGGCCGAAACGCCUACGGCCUGACGCAGGCCGUCGCUAUUCUGUGCGAGGCGCGCGGUAUCCGGCUGGCGGACCAGCACUUCCAACGUCGCACCGCCAGCUCGCUGACCAUGCUAGAAGCACUCCUCGACAUUGCACGCGACAAUGUCCAUGACGUGCUCGCGACCCUUCAAGACAGCAUCGACGACUUUAUCCACAGCAACGCCGAUAUCGUCCUGUCCGACUACCAAGAGAGCACGAACCGCACCUUCGCCCUCGUCGAUACGCGUAACGGGUCCAUCGUCGACGUCCCCAUCGAGUUCCUCUCCUCGUCCCCGGCGACCGCGAACCAGACCCGCUCCCGCCCGGAGGCCUACCUUAUCCCGCGCAACCGCGCAGACAUUGCCGACCGCCUCGCGCUCCAGGGCGUCGACAUCGAGACGCUCGCCUACGCGUACGCCGGCACCGUCGAGGCCUUCAACGUCACUUCGUCCCACUUCGAGGCCGAGCCGUACGAGGCCCUCAUCCGCAACAGGGUGACGGUCGCGGCGAGCGACAAGGUCGUGCAUCUGCCCGCCGGCAGCUUCCGCGUCAGCACGCGGCAGAAGAACGCGGCGCUCGCGUUCGUGGCGCUCGAGCCCGAGGUCGCCGAGAGUUUUGUGACGUUUGGGCUCAUUCACGUGGAGGCUGGGGAUGAGUAUCCCGUCUUUCGCGAGGUUGCGUCGUCCCGAACGUGA